Chaetomium strumarium is the source of this 715-nucleotide messenger RNA. RefSeq lists its product as uncharacterized. The transcript has a single exon. The annotation marks the transcript as partial. Lineage: Eukaryota; Fungi; Ascomycota; Sordariomycetes; Sordariales; Chaetomiaceae. The record is from RefSeq and is a predicted model, not a curated record.
AUCUGCUCGCACCGUUCACCUGCUCUCUGCUGCAUUCUACACGGCUUCCGGAAUUUCCAUCGGGAUAUCAAAAAAGCAACAACGGGAAUCACUCGCACUCGCAUCGUCGGCCUCUCAGGGCUUCAUUACAGGGCUGCAUCCUUGGCUUAUUACCGUUUUGAUGAUACCAAUUUGCCUUUGCAUGUUUUCUUUUUUUGGCUUAAGCCAUGGGUUACACAACUCGAGGGGGCUUGUCACGGUCUCGCAAUGCCAGGCUUGGUCAUAUGGGCUUCGAUCUUUUUCUGGGGGGAUGCAUUCACAUCAUAGAGUCUCGUUGGCUUGGGCCAUUGUUUUUCUUGAGUCUCCUGCAUUCAAGCAUCUUUUCUUGCAUCUUGGAAUCUUGGGAACGGUGUUUCAAGGUAUACCUUCAAGGGUGUUCAUGGUGGCAUUCAGCCCAGGCAGGCUAAUCAACUGGGUGGGAAGGCUUCAGCUCUGGGGACGUCGGCUCAUCUUCGCAUGGGACGGAUCGCUCUUACGCAUGGUCAGUGGUGUGCUGGGACUGUGCUCUCGUGGCCUAAUAAUCGAAUUCAGGAAGUUCAAUAACAUCCGGUCCCUUUAUGCGGUGGUGAUACCGUCGUGGAUAACGUGCUCUUGUGUCGUAACCUAGGACCUAGGUAGAAGAGGCGACACCUACCGCUACGGAGAGAUCCAAAGUCGGGUUUUGCUGAGCAGCGAG